Messenger RNA from Capsicum annuum, 1429 nucleotides. RefSeq names its product F-box protein At1g70590. Lineage: Eukaryota; Viridiplantae; Streptophyta; Magnoliopsida; Solanales; Solanaceae. The record is from RefSeq and is a predicted model, not a curated record. Gene Ontology annotation, molecular function: protein binding. Bases 181 to 1218 code for a protein of 345 amino acids. The transcript has 4 exons.
CACCCUAUACAGCACAGUUGUUAUUUUUCAACAAACCAAACAUUGUGCUAAAAAUCUCCACCCUUUGUCUUUCUCAUUUUCUUCUUGGAUUCCUUUGCAUUUCAACAACCUGAAACCCUCCACCUCAUUUCUUCUUUGAUUCGAAUUAUUUCAUAGUAUAUAUUCGGGGAUUCCAAUCCAAUGGCAGCUGUUUCACCUGAAUACCAUAUGAUUAAUCAAAGAACAUGGCCUUGUAAAUCAGACGGUGGUCCUCGUUUCACCGCGUUUUCAUUUGUAACAAUAAAUGACAACAAGCCAAGAUUAAGACAUAGUCUCACAAAUCAUAAUUAUCAAUCGAAUCAGAAAACUCAAAAUUCCUCAGAUUUCUCACAAUUACCUGACGAUGUUUUAUUGAAAAUUGCAGCUACAUUUACUUUGCCGAAUUUACGUGCGGCUUCACAAGUAUGUAAGUCUUGGUGUGAUGGAUUAAAACCUUUACGAGAAGCUAUGUUGUUUCUUAAAUGUGGGAAACGGUUUAAACGUGGGCGUGGAGGGGUAAAAGCUGAUAUCAAUAAGGCUCUUGAGUCGUUUCUUGAAGGCGCGGCUCGUGGAUCCACGUUGGCUAUGGUUGAUGCCGGAUUGGUUUAUUGGGAAAUGGGAAGGAAGGAAGAAGGGAUUGCUUUUUAUAGAAAAGCAGCUGUACUAGGUGAUCCUGCUGGUCAGUGUAAUUUGGGGAUUUGCCUCUUGCAAGCUAGUCCACCGGACAAUGAGGAGGCUAUUAAAUGGCUGUACAAAGCUGCCAUUGCAGGCUAUGUUCGAGCUCAGUACCAACUUGCCCUUUGUUUACAUAAACAUCGUGGCCUGAGUAGGAAUCUUCAUGAAGCGGUAAGGUGGUAUCUGAAGGCAGCAGAAGGUGGAUAUGUCCGUGCUAUGUACAAUAUAGCAAUAUGCUAUUCAGUUGGAGAAGGUUUAGUUCAAUCUCACAAGUUAGCAAAGAAAUGGAUGAAGCGAGCAGCUGACCGAGGGCAUAGCAAAGCCCAGUUUGAGUAUGGACUGAACCUAUUUUCGGAAGGGAACAUGACGAAAGCUGUGGUGUAUUUGGAGCUUGCCACUCGUGCUGGUGAGACAGCAGCUGAUCACGUCAAGUAUGUUAUAUUUCAAGAGAUGUCCACCACUUGUCGUGACAGAGCCAUGCUUCUUGCUGAUAAUUGGCGUCCUUUGCCUUCUUCAUCCCGCUGAUUGAGUUUCCUUGUUUUUUUGCCUAGGCAUAUUUUCUCUAGCCAAGACGGUGUGUAAAUAUACAUAGUUUUUCUUGUAAAUAAUUUUUCACUUUAGAAGUUACCAUUUCUUUACGGAUUGUUGAGCAAGGGUAUGGAAUAUAUAGUUCCAAAAAUUGUACUACAAACUUGUAAACGAGCAUGUCCUUGAAAGACUUUCUUCACUCCUUCAA